GAGAUUGAGUUGAGUACAUUCGUAACGUUCAAACUUGGAAUCUCUUUCUUUCCCCCAAAAAUAUGAUGCUCUGCUGAAAAGCUACUUCACUUUUCUCUCCUUUCUCUCUCUCAAUUCUCUCUUCUUUCUUCCCCUGCUGUAACUGCGUUCUCUCUCUCUCUCUCUCUCUCUCUCUCUCCCCCAAACCAACAAAAAAAAAAAAGGCUGAGAGCUUGAGAGUGAGAGAGAUGGUCCUUGGAGCUAACGGCCUGGUUUGGAUGGAUGGAGAAGACGAAGAACAUGCAGUUUCUUCUUGGACCCGAAACAACAUCAAUACUAGCGGCAAUAAUGAAAUUGAGACUAAUGAAGAGGAUUUGAAUAUGUCCGGUGCUUCGCUUCCCACCUUCAAAUCCAUGCUUGACACUGAUUGGUACAUAAACCCAGCUAUGAACCAGGAUCUUCAAAUCAGAGAGCUUGGUUUCUGCUCCAACCAGGUUGAUAACAGUCUCCUCCUUCACAACCCAAUUGAUUCCUCUGCUUCUUGUUCUCCCUCGCAGGCCUUCUUACUUGACCCUUCACAGUCACACCCUUUCUUGCCUCCUAAAUCUUGCUUCUCUUCUCUCCUCAAUGUUUCCUGCCACAACCCUUUUGACAAUGCCUUUGAUUUCGGUUCCGAAACGGCUUUUAUCGCUCAGUUUCAGCCGAAUCAAACCCCCAAUCUGAUGAGUUUUCCUCAGACCCAAAUGGGCACUCCUGACUUCAGUUCGAGCUCAGAGUUUCAAGGUACAAGGUUGUUCACAGGAACUGAAAAUGCUUCUGCUUUGAGUGGUGGUACUAGUGCUGGUGAUUUUGCUGGAUCGGCGAAUGCCAUGUUUAUGAACAGAGGAAAGAUUUUGAAGCCACUUGAAGUUUUCCCUUCAGUUGGUUCUGAACCAACUUUGUUUCAGAAGCGAGCAGCGAUGCGGCAGGGCUCUGGUGGGGCUGAUAAAUUGGGGAAUUUGGAUGUUUCAGAGCUGAGAUUUGGAGCGGAAGUGUCAGUAGCAAAUCGGAAGAGGCAUGAGGAAGGAGAUAUUGAAGAAGCCAAUAUCGAUGUGUCGGGUUUGAAUUAUGAUUCGGAUGAGAGGAAUGAUGAUUGCAAAGUGGAAGAGAGUGUAAAAAAUGAUGUUUUCAAUUAUGCAACUAGUACAGUUACUGGUGGUGGGGAUCACAAGGGGAAGAAGAAGGGGAUGCCGGCAAAAAAUCUGAUGGCGGAGAGACGGAGAAGGAAGAAGCUCAAUGAUAGGCUUUACAUGCUUAGGUCUGUAGUGCCCAAGAUUAGCAAGAUGGAUAGGGCUUCAAUACUUGGGGAUGCCGUUGAUUACUUAAAGGAGCUUCUGAAAAGGAUCAAUGAUCUCCAUACUGAACUUGAAUCCACUCCACCUGGCUCUUUGAUGCCACCAUCUACAAGUUUCCACCCAUUGACACCAACUCCACCUACCCUUCCAUGUCGUGUCAAGGAAGAACUGUGCCCCAGCUCAUUGCCAAGCCCUAAAAGCCAACAGGCAAAGGUGGAGUUAGGUAAGGAAGGAAGGGCUGUCAACAUUCACAUGUUUUGUGCUCGCAGGCCAGGUCUCUUGCUCUCCACUAUGAGAGCCCUAGACAACCUUGGAUUGGAUAUACAGCAGCUGUAA
Durio zibethinus is the source of this 1649-nucleotide messenger RNA. The record is from RefSeq and is a predicted model, not a curated record. NCBI's taxonomy places the organism in Eukaryota, Viridiplantae, Streptophyta, Magnoliopsida, Malvales, Malvaceae.